AUGUUUUCAUUAUUUAGCUUAUGUCUAGUACAAGACCUAGAAUCAUAUAACUUAAAUCCUCCAUUUAAGCUCACAGGACUUACUGAAAUUGGAGAUUGGUCUGUAAUUGGCUCUGCUGCAAUUAUCAAAAAGUAUAUUCGCCUUACAAGCGCUGUAACAGAGGUAGAAGGUGGUGUUUGUCAUAGGAAACCCACCCAAUUUGAAAAUUGGACGGUAGAUUUUACUUUAAAAGGAUAUAAUGGAAAUGGCGGUGCAGGUUUUAAUUUUACUUAUUCAUAUGACUUCUGCCCAGAGAACAACGAAGAUGCAACCGGUUUUACAUUGUUUAUAAACACUACAACAAGAUAUUCCUUGUGUCCAAUCUAUAUAAUCGAAGGAAGGCACUUAAAAUCGAUGAAUUCGCAAGCACCAAUUGAUAUGGAAAAGGCCAAGAUCGGUGAUUUCGAUUUCAGAGGCGAAGAACCGAUAAAUAUCAGAAUAACUCGCGCCGGCAAUUUAAUUUCAUUAAAAUUCAUUCGUGGAUAUUACAUUACUAAUUUCGAGAGAGAAAUUCAGAAUCUUCCAUCUGUUGGCUAUUUCUCGAUCAAAUCUUACACAACUAAGUGGGCUGAUGACAAUGAUCUUCUUGAUUUCAAGGUCACUCAGCUUUCAGGAGAUAUUCCACUCGCAAAUGCCAAUAUUUCCGAAAUUAACAAAAAAGUUUUAGAUUUAAGCAAAAAUACAAGACGCGCGAAGAAAUUAGUACGUAAAUUCCAAUCAUUGAUUACAGGAAAGUACGAUAGAGCUCGUCGUUCUAAUUCCAACCAAUUGACAGGAAAUAAACAAGAAUUUUCUGAAAUUACAAAUGUCAUCAAUGAAUUGAUAACCAGAGCCACCCAAACAGUCAGCAAGGAGAAUCUCAAGGAGUUCAUACUCAACGAUGUCGAAGAAACGCUUGCAAAAGCCGCAGCAAAGAUGCAGAUACAAAUGGACAGAUACAAAGAGACAGAGUUCGACAUGAAUGACAUUUGGAGUGAUUUAAAGGGUAAUUUAAGGGAUUUGGCCAUGGAAGCGAAAUUGAAUAUGACAAUGCUCGGAGAAGAAGCAAUAAAGCUUGCCAACAAGAUAGUAGCUAAUAAUUUCACGGCUGAAGAGAUGGAAAUAGAAGAUUUACCGGCUGGAGAAGAAAAAUCUUUUAUUCCAACUUUUUGCAUUUUGUUUUGCAUCUGUGAGUUUGUUGUUUAUAUAUUAUGGUUCAAUAAUAAGAGGCGUCGCACUAAUAACUUCAAGAAAGCCGAUUAA
Trichomonas vaginalis G3 is the source of this 1281-nucleotide messenger RNA. RefSeq names its product lectin leg-like domain-containing protein. Gene Ontology annotation, molecular function: D-mannose binding. The record is from RefSeq and is a predicted model, not a curated record. Gene Ontology annotation, biological process: endoplasmic reticulum to Golgi vesicle-mediated transport; Golgi organization; endoplasmic reticulum organization. Bases 1 to 1281 code for a protein of 426 amino acids. Gene Ontology annotation, cellular component: endoplasmic reticulum-Golgi intermediate compartment; Golgi membrane; COPII-coated ER to Golgi transport vesicle. The transcript has a single exon. Lineage: Eukaryota; Parabasalia; Trichomonadida; Trichomonadidae.